Onthophagus taurus is the source of this 539-nucleotide messenger RNA. RefSeq lists its product as uncharacterized. Lineage: Eukaryota; Metazoa; Arthropoda; Insecta; Coleoptera; Scarabaeidae. The record is from RefSeq and is a predicted model, not a curated record.
UAUGCCUCUCUAGAGUAAUUCUCGCGGUGUACUAGGCUGUGAGCUUUUUUGAUAAAAAGAAAAUCAUGGUUGCGGUUGCGAUAUGUUGCAUUCUCGUGUUAUUAGCAGUUUUUAUUGUGCUAAUUAUAGUGGUUGGACAAACUAUUCGUAAUCCAGAAUCGGCGACGUAGGAUUUAGUGUUGCUUUAUUUUUGGAGGUGAUGUGGUUUAUGGCGGAAGGGAGAAAAGAAGCGUCUUAAUGAUGAUAAUCUGUUCGACAAUAGAUUUUUGUACCUCGAUGGGGAAAUGUAUAUUUUCUUUUCGGAUGGGGCGAAGAAAACGUAAAGGUGGGGGAUGAUAAUGGUGGAAUAAAAUGGUCUGCAUCAGAUCCGUUCCCGUUUUCCCAGUAGAUUUCUAAGAAAUACCCGAAUUCGUAACGAUUUCUACCACGUAUUUUAUAUCUGUAUACUGAAACCAAAACAAUUUUUUUAGAUGAAAACGUCGAUUAUAUUUGUGAAUUAUGUGAAUAAAAUUGCCAAUAAAGUUGAUAUUUUGUAGUAA